UUUAAAAUAUACUGUAUAUGUCGGUAUAUGUUUUUUUCAACGCAUUUUUACGCAAUACAUUUAUUUUAGUGCACUGUAAAUGUUACGGUGGAUGACGAUAACAUGAAAUAUACUUUUAAGAAAUAAAACCCGCCUUGUGUUUGAUUGAACAUUUGGGCCAACUACGCGACCGGAUUUUUAUGUUGGUCAUGAUGGUGGUACUUAGGGAGUUAAAUUAAUUUUUUUAGGUGGUUCUUGGUGUAAAAAAAAAUAAAAUAAAAUAAAAAUGUGAGAACCACUGCUUUACCUUGGCCUUUGUGUUUUGGGUGUCAGUGACGAUAUACUGGAUUCUUGUUUUGGGUAUUACGGGUAAUCACGAUAGGAAGGAUUAUUGACCCUUUGAGCGCACCCAUCUCGUUGUGGUCAUCAGAUAAACAGGAUUCUUGCCCUUAGAACUCAGACAUGUUGUUUAGGGUAUUAGUCAAAGACAAACAGGAUUCCUGCUCGUUGACAUGGCGCCGCAAUCCCCCGGAUACUAGCAGAUAUCAAAAUAUUAACGUGAAAUGGCGAUUUGCUAUUUUGGCCGUCUCAUCCAAAAUAGAUAUUGUGAUCAACUGUUGCCAUUAAAGGGGGGAAAAAAAAGCUGCUUGUCUCUCUUGUUCUUUCAAUUUUCCUGGAAUCAGGGAGUGUGAUCCCACUCAUAUUUGUCAUGUGAAAGCCAAAUAAAUGGGUUGCCGGGUGAGUCAUCAUCAUCAUCAUCAUCAUCAUCCUGUUAACCAACGGGAGAUUGCAUUUUAUUUCCUCUCCCGUGGAAAAAAAAAAAAUCCACAGAUGACUGCCGCGUUCUCCUGGCAAAAUCCGAUUUUUUUUUCUCCCUCUCUCACUAAUCCCUCGUCACAAUCUGCAUCCUGUGUGCGUCUGUGUGUGUGUUCUCUGGAUUGGCACAUUGUCUCCUGAGCCGGGACACCACUAAGGCGGCAGAGGCGGAGCGACGGCUAGAGGGUGCCGGCAGCCGCGGGACAUCCGUGGGGAAAAGUUUGGACGACGUUCUGACAAGCAUCCGUCAUGCCCACGGCCAACGGACGAGCAUCCGUCAGACGAGCUCGGUGGCGCCGGCGUCGCCCCGCCGCCGCUCAUGUUUGACCCUGUUUUUGGGGUUUUGUUUCUCCCCGACGUGGAUGGGCAGGUGUGGAAAAAUAAAAAUAAAGAAGACCAAAAAAAAAAAAAUGCGGCUUUGGUGGACUUUAACGUUUGGAUUUUGGAGCGUCUGCGGCGAGCUGCCCUUCAUCGCAGAGAACAACGCGGCAAUGCUGGUCAACUGGAACGCCGUUGAUGGCAACAAAAAGCUUCAUGCCAUCUACGAUACCAGCGUCAAAGAGCCUGGCAACAUGUCUUUCGUCAAAGACACGGUGGACAAACUUUUAAAAGGAUACGACAUUCGUCUCAGGCCAGACUUUGGAGGUGCCCCUGUGGCUGUUGGCAUGAGCAUAGACGUGGCGAGCAUAGACAUGGUCUCCGAAGUGAAUAUGGACUACACGCUGACCAUGUACUUCCAGCAGUACUGGCGGGACAAGCGGCUGGCCUACUUGGGCAUUCCCCUCAACCUCACUUUGGAUAAUCGGGUGGCGGACCAGCUGUGGGUGCCCGACACCUACUUCCUCAAUGACAAGAAGUCUUUCGUGCACGGCGUCACCGUCAAGAACCGAAUGAUCCGGCUGCACCCGGACGGCACCGUCCUCUACGGCCUCAGAAUCACGACGACGGCCGCCUGCAUGAUGGACCUGAGGCGAUACCCGCUGGAUGAACAGAACUGUACAUUGGAGAUUGAGAGCUACGGAUACACGACGGAUGACAUCGAAUUCUACUGGAAAGGAGGCGACACGGCCGUGACGGGGGUGACGCGCAUCGAGCUCCCGCAGUUCUCCAUCGUGGACUACAAGCUGGUUUCCAGGAACGUGGUCUUUUCCACUGGUGCCUACCCUCGACUGUCUUUGAGCUUCAAGCUGAAAAGGAACAUCGGCUACUUCAUCCUGCAGACGUAUAUGCCCUCCAUCCUGAUCACCAUCCUGUCCUGGGUCUCCUUCUGGAUCAACUACGACGCCUCGGCCGCCAGAGUCGCAUUAGGCAUCACCACGGUCCUGACCAUGACCACCAUCAACACGCACCUGAGGGAGACGCUGCCCAAGAUCCCAUACGUCAAGGCCAUCGACAUGUACCUGAUGGGCUGCUUCGUCUUCGUCUUCCUGGCCCUGCUGGAGUACGCCUUCGUCAACUACAUCUUCUUCGGGCGCGGUCCGCGCAUGCAGAAGAAGCUGGCCGAGCGGGCGCAGAAGGCCAACAAUGACCGCGGCUCUUUUGACCGCCCCAAGGCCGAAUGUCAGGGCAACAUCUUGCUGACAACACUGGAGAUCCGCAACGAGGUGGGCGUCCACACCGUCACCACCAGCAGCACCCGCAGCAGCACCACCAGCAGCCUGUACGAUGCCACGGCAAACUCCACCCCCGUCCCGCUGGACAACUCCUCCGGAGUCCAGUACAGGCGCGGCGGGCGGGCUGCGCGUCCCCCCGGCCCGGACGGGAGGAGGAGCCGACUGAGAAGGCGAUCGUCACAAUUGAAGAUUAAAAUCCCCGACCUGACGGACGUCAAUGCCAUUGACCGGUGGUCCCGCUUCAUCUUUCCCUUCUCCUUCUCCUUCUUUAACGUUGUCUACUGGCUCUACUACGUCAAUUAACGUGUGUGUAUGUGUGUGAGACGCUCGGACACUGGUCACGUUGCAGACACGCGAGCGUCCAUGUCAAGGGCACGGCCGCCAGAUCGUCCUCGGCGUACAGUCGCUAUGAUGCCACGUACAGUGGAGUCUCUAAGGUCAAACGCCACAUCAAAGUAAUGUUUUUCUCAUAGGAAAUGAUGUCAGGACAGCGACCAGUCCCGGGUGCAUCACACGUCUCUCAACAUUAUUUUAAGGUUAAUUAAGGUCUCUAAAUUGUACAAGGGGGUGAGUGUGAGUGGCCAUUUGUAUAUGUGUGCCCUGAGAUUGACUGCCGACCAAUCCAAGGUGUAUCCCGUUUCUCUUGCCAUAAAUCCUUAGUUAUAAAUUAAUAAAUUGAUCCAUAAGACUAAAUUGCCCAUAGGUGUGAAUGUGACUGUCGUUUGUCUGUAUGUGCCCUGAAAAUAAUCGGUGACCAGUCCAAGGUGCAUCAUGCUUCUUUUGCCAAAGUCAUCAGAUUCAAAAUGGUCUAAAUGUGAAUGGUCGUUCGUCCAUAUGUUCCUUGCGAAUGGCCGAUGAUCAGUCCAGGGUGUGUACCGCUUAACUUCUCAAAAGUCCUCUUUUUUUAAAAUUACAGACUCCAAAUUGUCCAAAGGGUUGACUGUGAGUGGUUGUUUAUCCAUUGGCUGGUGACCAGUCUUGGGUGCACCCCACUUCUCUCGCCAAAAAUCAUCUCGGGUAUGCGCGUCGGGAGAGGUCCUUCACCAUUUGAGGUUCCACUGCAUUCUGCAACGCUGAAGUUAGCAUGGAUGCUAAGAUAAAUUUGGCGUGUGCGUCUUUGAUGUUUUUUUUCCCCAACAGACUGACCACCGGACUUUUCAUUGUUUUCAUUUUGUGUUGACUUUAUAAAAACACACAGACAAAUCCCA
This is a messenger RNA of Hippocampus zosterae (dwarf seahorse), 3616 nucleotides long. RefSeq names its product gamma-aminobutyric acid type A receptor subunit beta3 (gene gabrb3). Gene Ontology annotation, cellular component: membrane; synapse; neuron projection. The record is from RefSeq and is a predicted model, not a curated record. The coding region runs from base 1158 to 2711 and encodes 517 amino acids. The transcript is spliced from 10 exons. Gene Ontology annotation, molecular function: GABA-A receptor activity; extracellular ligand-gated monoatomic ion channel activity; neurotransmitter receptor activity. Gene Ontology annotation, biological process: nervous system process; regulation of membrane potential; monoatomic ion transmembrane transport. Lineage: Eukaryota; Metazoa; Chordata; Actinopteri; Syngnathiformes; Syngnathidae.